AUGGCACGGUCCGGCGCCGACAAGCGCAGAGAGAUCUGCGAAGCGUACGUUACUGCGCUUAGAUCCCGCGAUGACAUUCACGUAGACGCUGAACUAAUUCAACAGCUGCGGCAACAUUUCAGCCUCCUCCCCACUCUCUACGCGUUGGAGGUCAACACUGGCGACCUCGACGUCCUCAACCACAAACAGCUGCUGGAUUCUGCGCGCAUCAACUCCGAAGCGGUGUGCUUUCUCGUGCGCCUCGUGGACGCUCCGACCGCCGUUCGUGGCGAUCACGUGAGCAGCUACCACCAGGCAUCACCCCUCAGCCCGGGCCGUUUGGGCGACGCCUCGCAGCCAGCUCGGUCUGGCAGCGCCCUCCCGAAAUCCAUGUCGACAAGGAGUCUGCCCCGCCCAGCGUUCGGGAGCAGCCCAAACCUUUCGGCAAUGGCGCAUGCAUCCAUGGGGGACGAGAACGACUCCGAGCAGCACCAGGAGCCUUGCUUUGAAAUCACCGUGGCCACGCGGGACACCCCCAAGCUUCUCAGUCGACUGACCCAAGCCUUGGGCGACCUUGGGUUGAACAUCCGCGAGGCGCAUGCAUUCAACACCAAGGACAAGUACUGCUUGGACGUCUUCAUCACGGACGGCUGGGGGCUCGAGGCCUUGGAGACUCUGGAAGAUGCGCUCGCCGAGAAGUUCUCCACCUUCUUCUCGGCCGAGCAGGGAGGCGGUGAGCAGGGCAGGACGCUCGUGCUACCAGUGGGCCCGCAGGGAGCCUCAGGCCAACUCGUGGCACCACCAGACGGCGCCGUCAACCGCGACCGCGGAGUGGCGGUCGCUGACGCCCUUCCGGUUGCAGAGCGACACGAAAUACACGCGGACUGGGAGCUUGAUCCACGCGAGCUGAAAUUGGUCAGCAUCAUCGGCAGCGGAUCGUUUGGCGAUCUCUACAAGGGAACCUACUGCUCUCAAGAGGUGGCGGUGAAGAUACUCAAGGAUGUACACGAGGAUCUCGCACAAUACCAGGAAUUCCUGCAAGAGGUGUACAUCAUGCGCAAGAUCCGGCACAAGAACGUGGUGCAGUUUAUCGGGGCAUGUACCCGCAAACCCAACCUGUGCAUCGUGUUCGAGUUCAUGUCAGGCGGUUCGCUCUUCGAGUACGUCCGUAGUCACGGCCCGCUGUCUCCUUCGCAAGUCCUCAAGGUCGGUCUCGAAGUUGCGCGAGGGAUGGAUUAUCUACAUCGGAUGCGCAUCGUGCAUCGCGACUUGAAGGCGGCAAAUCUUUUGCUGGACGAGCAUGGCACGGUCAAGAUAGCCGACUUCGGGGUUGCGCGAGUCCUUUCGACGUCUGGCGUCAUGACUGCGGAGACCGGGACGUACAGGUGGAUGGCGCCAGAGGUUAUUGAGCAUCGCCCAUACUCGGAGCGUGCGGACAUGUUCUCCUUCGGUAUCCUUCUGUGGGAGCUACUCACCGCGAAGGUGCCAUACAGCGACAUGACUCCACUGCAAGCUGCAGUGGGCGUCGUGCAGAAGGGGCUCCGACCUGUCAUACCAUCCAGCGUGCCCGAGGGGCUAGCGAAUCUCAUGCGCGACUGCUGGAAAACGCGUGCGGAUGAACGACCGCAAUUCGGCGAGCUCAUCACCAGACUCAAUCAGCUGAAGGACGAGAUAAGGAGUGAGGAGAUGGAGGCCGAAGAGGCAGCUCGGGCAGGUCAGAGCCGGCAGGUCAGCGGUGUCGGAGGUCUGUUCAGUCGGUUUGGCAAGCACAAGAGCGCGUCCAUGCGGAGGUGA
Pedinophyceae sp. YPF-701 is the source of this 1773-nucleotide messenger RNA. The record is from the annotation of a GenBank genome assembly. NCBI's taxonomy places the organism in Eukaryota, Viridiplantae, Chlorophyta, Pedinophyceae.